Trichomycterus rosablanca is the source of this 3138-nucleotide messenger RNA. RefSeq names its product KN motif and ankyrin repeat domains 1b (gene kank1b). The transcript has 10 exons. Gene Ontology annotation, biological process: negative regulation of actin filament polymerization. NCBI's taxonomy places the organism in Eukaryota, Metazoa, Chordata, Actinopteri, Siluriformes, Trichomycteridae. Gene Ontology annotation, cellular component: cytoskeleton; cytoplasm. Gene Ontology annotation, molecular function: protein binding. The record is from RefSeq and is a predicted model, not a curated record.
GUGGAGAAGCCCUUGAUGGAGACUAGUAAGCGCUUGGAGCAGGAGAAGGAAUCAUUCCAGACAAAGCCUCCUGAACCAUACCCACGACGUAGACUGGCCAGCUUUGGUGGCCUAGGCUUAAGUGGUGCACAGUCUCCUUAUACGAGCUGGAGUGAUCUUAACCAAAGUCAUGCUGGGAAAAACUAUAAAGGAUCCAAGUUAUCAGUUCCUGAUCUGCCCUCGUUAGUAAGAACCAGCCCCAAGAGCUCUGGCAAUGCCACCCCAGUUACCAGUGUUAAUCCAUUUAACCUGCAGCUUGUCAGGGACCAAAUGGUGGUGGCUUUGGAAAGGCUGAAAGAACUGGAGGAGCAGGUGAAGAUCAUACCUGUGCUGCAAGUAAAAAUCUCAGUAUUGCAAGAAGAAAAAAGACAGCUCACAGCUAUGGUAAAGAACCAAGAGAGCAAGAAAGAGGGUCAAAAUCCAGACUUGUUAAGGAUACCCCAUAAACAAGCAGACAGCACAGACACUGCUAUGAAAGUUAAGCUGCAUAGUUCAGGGACGGAAAAUGACGAAAAGACAACAAGGGAGUCUUCAGAAAAGGUAGACAACUGGCAACAUGGUGCCCUACUGCGUCUUUCUGAGAUCAAGCAGCUCAGUGUUGAAAUGCAGCUCCUGGAGAAGGAGAUUGAAGAUGCCUGUGUUAUGACUCAGUGGAUGCCAAAUGUAAAUAUGAAAGAUCAAAGUUCAUUGACUGAUAGGAACAUGAGUGAGGACCUCAAAGGGUCAAAAACUUUCUGCAAAAAUGCUCCAGUAGAAACCAAACUAGAGAUGCGUUCUAUAGCAGUUGAUGUAAGUGAAGCUAUUCUAGGUGUGGUCUCCAAGACAGAGCUUGAGCUUCAACAACAAACAAUUCAAGUGUUAAAGGAAAAAGUGCAAGCGCUGGAAGCUGAGCUUAAAGAAGCAUUGGUUAAAGCUGAAAUGUGCAGAUUAAAGCAUGAGCUUUUGGAUCCGGGAAGCCGUACCUGUUCUGACAAGAGUUCUGUAGCACAACCAGAGAUGCAAAGCAUUGCAACUCAGGUAAGUACUUUGACGAGGACACUUGGAGUUGGAAACCAUGUUCAAGUGGUUCAUGCUGCUGUUGGAGAAGACAUGGUGCAAGCUCUUAACCACGUAGGAGUGAUUUGUACCCCAGAGACGAGGGAAGUUGCCUCUGGCCCGGACACUUCUACAAAAAUGUGGGAGAUGCAGAAGAAGGAUCAGUGUGUAGGAAAAGAGUAUGUAUCAACUCGCAAUCAAAGUGUCGGGGUGGCUGUGAGCGUUCGUGAUGUUGGUGUUGUUACCUCAGAAUUGAUGGAGACCCUGAAAAAGAAGCCUUCUACCAGAAGUGUAGGCUGUGGUGACUGUACCAUAGAUGUUAACGUCAACAUGGUUAAACCGCUUAUUACCAAGGGUAUGGUCACUGAGCCUCUCACAGGAAUUGACUUUGGAAGUGUAAUUACCCCUCAGACCUUGUCCCUGAGAACCAACACAGGUGUCAGUACAUUCUCCAGCAAUACCAGCACCUCUCAAGAUUUGGCAUCUGACUUUGGCACUAACUCAUCAACCAUGCUUACUCAAGAGAAAUUUACCAACACUGUUCAUACAAUAACCCGAACACUUGCAGUAGGUGAUGGCAAAACUACUGGCCAAGAGUCCACAGCAUGUGUGCGCUCCGUUGCAGUAGGGACACCUGUGUACUUUCAGGAAGGAACACACCCUCCAGGCAUCCCUAAAGUGUUAACCCGAGACAUUGGAGUGGGAUAUGCCAACAUCAAUGACAAUUAUUUGGUCGGACUCCGGACACGGAACAUGGCCUGUGGUCCAUCCUGCCUACCAGAUCCAAUCAAGACUAGAAGUAUAGGAGUCGAGGUAGGUGAUGGGAGGGUCCGGGAUGUUGAUGGGCACAUGUGGACGCCUGUGCACCUGCUACAGCCACAGUUAUAUGGACAGUCUGAGCCUGGACUUGAUCAUUAUAUAGAUCGAAUGCAGACAUUGCUGAAGGAGCAAGAGAGUCUGUUAACAAGCAGCAAUUUUAAAUCAAGGGAGGUCACAGUUCAACCCCAGAACCUUCUGGAUAAACAUCAUAAAGUUGUAGCCAGUUGGGACGUCUCUCUCUCUCUCUCUCUCUCUCUCUCUCUCUCUCUCUCUCUCUCAAAACCAGCUGGACAUAGCCACCCAAUAUCCAGUGAGAGCACCAGAGCUAAAACCAAGAAGCAAAUAAAAUCUAAUGGUGAGUGUUGUGAUUCAACUGAAACAAAUUCAAACAUCAAAAUGAAAGAUCAGUAACAAAAAAUAAAGAACUGAUUUGAACAGUACGAGAUGAGUGAAAAGAUGCGUUCUGCCUGUCACAGUCUAAAGAAUCAUCUAAACAACAGCAAACCCUUAUCCAACAGAGAGCUGCGUUCCUGUCUGAAUACCAUACAACAGGACUGGUUUUGGGUAUCUAGUCAGAAGACAGCAUGCCCGGAUACAGUGGAGGACUUGCUGUGUGCAUUUCGUCAUGUGUCACUCAAUGUGCUGACACAUGUAGCCAACAUGGCUGACCGGAACGGCAACACGGCACUGCACUACAGCAUAUCGCAUUCUAACUUCAGGGUGGUGCAGAAACUGGUGGAUGCAGGUGUAUGUAAUGUCAAUCAGCAGAAUAAAGCUGGAUACACUCCCAUCAUGCUGGCUGCUUUGGCAGUUGUUGAAACCCAGGAGGACCUGAGUGUGGUGGAGGAGCUUUUUAAGAAAGGAGACGUUAAUGCCAAAGCAACACAGGCUGGUCAAACUGCUCUCAUGCUGGCGGUCAGUCACGGUUGUAUGGACAUGGUUAAAGUUCUCUUGGCUUCUGGGUCAAAGGUCAAUGUCCAGGAUGACGAGGGCUCUACAGCACUCAUGUGCGCCAGCGAGCACGGGCACACUGACAUCGUCAAGGUCCUGUUGGGUCAGCCCGGCUGUGAUGCCAGUCUGACUGACAAUGAUGGCAGCACUGCGCUGUCUAUAGCACUGGAGGCGGGGCACAAAGACAUUGCCAUACUGCUGUAUGCUCAUAUGAACUUCGCAAAGAGCCAGCCUGUGGCUCCUCCUCGAAGCAGGACACCAACGUCUCCAGCUGGGAGAGGGCAUCAUGAAUAA